AUGACUACAUCAGAUUACGCUAGAUUGGUCGAGUCGCUUAAAGCAUCUGACAUUUUGUCCACAUGGUCAGAUGUGAUCCCCUUGAAGGAGAUUUCUGGCAUUGCUACGGCAUCUUCUAAAGAUACAGAUCUUAACAACAAGCUCUUUGAAGGUCACGAUGAGGAACAGAUAAGACUCAUGGAAGAACUAUGCAUCGUUCUAGAUUACGACGAUAUUCCAAUCGGUGCUGGUACCAAGAAGUUGUGCCAUAUCAUGGAUAAUAUCAAUGCUGGUUUGUUGCAUCGGGCUUUCUCUGUUUUCCUUUUCAAUGAGGAUGGUAAGUUGUUGUUACAGCAAAGAGCUGACGAGAAGAUCACAUUUCCAAAUAUGUGGACCAAUACAUGUUGCUCACACCCUCUUUGUGUUCCGUCUGAAUUGGGAUUACUCCCUUCUGAUACAGGCGACAUAAAUGAUUUACCAACUGCCGUGAGAGGAGCAAAAGUUGCUGCACGCAGAAAGUUGUUUCACGAACUUGGAAUCCCCGAGGCUGACUGUCCAUUGGAAAAUUUUGACUACUUGACCAGAAUUCACUAUAAAUCAGCUAGUGGCGAAGAAACGUCAAAAUGGGGGGAACACGAAAUUGAUUACAUUCUUAUUUUAAAGACUAAGAAUGAUAUUACCGUUAAUGCAAACUACAAUGAGGUCAGAGAUUAUAAGUUUGUUAGUGCUGGUGAAUUAAGGGCCAUGUUCGAAGAUGAAAAACUCGUCUUUACUCCUUGGUUUAAGUUGAUUUGCGAGACAUUUUUGUUCAAAUGGUGGAGCAACCUUGACAACCUUAAACAAUUCGAAGAUGACAAGAUUCAUAGACUCCUUUAA
Sungouiella intermedia is the source of this 855-nucleotide messenger RNA. The record is from the annotation of a GenBank genome assembly. NCBI's taxonomy places the organism in Eukaryota, Fungi, Ascomycota, Pichiomycetes, Serinales, Metschnikowiaceae.